AUGGUCGAAGCAAUUCAUUUGAGUUUUUCCAGGCAUUUAGUGUUUUUAGCUGGCUGCUACCAAAUUCACAAAUUCCCUAACAUAUGCCAUCGACGCAUGUACAUUUUCUACAAACACUUCAUUGAUGGAUUUUUCGUUUUUAAUUGCAUCCUACUGUUUUUUGGCCUGUACAAGUACAUAGACAACACACCCAUCCUGUCAGAAACGACCAGUUAUUCCCUUCUUUACUGCAUCAUAUACGUCAUCAACAGACAAGUAAGAUCUGCGAAAGUCACCAACGUUUUUCUGGACAUGGAAAAGCAAGAAGUGGAUUUGUUAAAGGCUGCCAAUUCGGAUGUGUUGAAGAUGUUAACUCACUAUGCGACCUUAAACAACCAAGUUACUAAGUCAAUUUUUUGGAUUGUCACAGUGUUUUGCUCGUACUAUGUGGUCAGUAGACGAUUUCUUUCGAACAAACCAGUCUACUAUCAGUACUAUCCUCUUGAUACGGAACGAUUUAUUAUUCUAGAAUUUAUAACGCAGUCGGUAUUUUUAGCAGUUUGUGACAUUUAUUUUGUGUUUUCAAAGGCGUCGUUAAUUAUGAUGCUUAUGUUUAUGUUGUUUCGUUUGAAGACCAUUCAGUACUUUUUAAAGAACAUUGAACAUUUUGCUAAUCAUGUCCAAGAAAAAUUUAAAAUGUCAACGGAUGAUGCCAGAUAUCAUGUUAUAAAGAGUAUUAUUAAGGAACAUUGUUUGGUAAUAGAUUUAAUCAUUAACGUAAGAGACUGCUGCAGUACAUUUAUACUGUUGGACUUUCUUCUUUCGUCGUUACAAUUAGGGGCCAUUUUAUUGAAAAUAUAUCCUGGUUUUGAAGAAGAAACUUUGUGGGACAAAUUGGUAGCAGUAUUUUUUGCCUUCAUUGUUAACAGACCCAUGUGGGUAUUUUACUUCUAUGGAUCCCAAUUGAUACAAGAGAGCGGGGAUAUUUCAAUGGUGGCAUACAUGGAAAUAUUGUGGUAUGAUUAUGACAAAAAAUCAAAAGAUGCACUGUUGCUCCUAAUGUUAAGAAGCCAAAAAGAUUUGUCUUUGAAAAUUGGGCCAUUUGGUAUUGUUGGAUUAGAAGCCUUUCUUCAACUUUGUAAGGCCACACUUUCAUACUUCACUUUUAUGAGAUCAUUUUACUAAUAUAAUUAGUAAAAUAUUGACAUUUAAUCAAAACGGACUAGCAAACUAAUAAUAUAUGAUAAUUGUUAUUAUAAAAUUGUUGUAUUGGUUUUAAUAGAAUUUUUAGCAUUGUUAAUACUAACACUAUCAAUGUUUAGGUUAGGUUAGGUUAACACAAAAUAUUACUGAAGCACAAACAUUGGUAUAACUUAAUAACACUUAAUAAACUUUAAUGCAAAACUGA
Molecule: messenger RNA, 1387 nt
Organism: Aethina tumida (small hive beetle)
Lineage: Eukaryota; Metazoa; Arthropoda; Insecta; Coleoptera; Nitidulidae
Product: odorant receptor 63a-like
Exons: 5
Coding region: 1-1164 (387 amino acids)
Biological process (GO): detection of chemical stimulus involved in sensory perception of smell; sensory perception of smell
Cellular component (GO): plasma membrane
Molecular function (GO): olfactory receptor activity; odorant binding
Source: RefSeq, a predicted model, not a curated record